Messenger RNA from Nezara viridula (southern green stink bug), 660 nucleotides. The record is from the annotation of a GenBank genome assembly. NCBI's taxonomy places the organism in Eukaryota, Metazoa, Arthropoda, Insecta, Hemiptera, Pentatomidae.
AUGAGUGCACGCCAGUUAGCUGGCUCGAGUGGACUGUCGGAUCAGGCCGUUUUGUCAAAACUGCUGAAGAGAAAGGUAAGAUCCACUUCAAGUAUUUCAUCGAAAGACGGGACAAAUGAGAAAAAGAGAGCGAGUUCAAACAAUUCUGUGAUAAAAACAACAUCAAAAAAUCCUAAACAAAAGCAAACAUAUGUUAAUUCACAUAACCUCCCUAACUCCACGAAUACUGAAAUGAAUACUUUAAUUAUUGAAAAUAAUAACUCUGCGACCCAUAUCAUUGAAUCUAUACUAGAACAUGAUGUUAACAACACUGGAGUACCAGAAAAUGCUGUUCAGAGUUCAAAUGCAACAAAUACACCAACAACAAUAAAUAGUAUCCCUAACGUUCCAGUCAGUAAUAGGUUUGAACCUCUUUCUACGGAAAUGGAAGACGAACCUGACGAAACAAUAGUUACUCAUCAACCACCUCCAAUUAAAAUAAAAGGCAUAACAAACUUCCAAACUCUCUGCACGAAUUUAAGGCGGAACACGACCGACUUACUUACACCGUCCCUAUCUCGCAAAAACUACACAACACGACUUACGCACAGGCAACGUGUACUAAAACUACAUAUCACAACACAACACCACAAUUCACAACUGCUCAAACAACGAGUGUAA